Messenger RNA from Verruconis gallopava, 3654 nucleotides. RefSeq lists its product as uncharacterized. The transcript has 2 exons. The record is from RefSeq and is a predicted model, not a curated record. Bases 102 to 3263 code for a protein of 1053 amino acids. Gene Ontology annotation, biological process: autophagy; endosomal vesicle fusion; intracellular protein transport. Lineage: Eukaryota; Fungi; Ascomycota; Dothideomycetes; Venturiales; Sympoventuriaceae. Gene Ontology annotation, cellular component: cytoplasm; fungal-type vacuole membrane.
GCUACCUCCUCGGCGUCCUUGCAUGCAUCAUACGUCUUUGUGACUGCAAAGAUGGUCGCGUGAAUAUUUACAUGGCAUACUGACGAUUCACAAAGGUAAUAAUGCUGUCCGCCUUCACGGCUCGACCGAUUGUCGAGUUGAAGCAGCGCGACAAGAGCAAGAUAGAGUCCAUCCUUGCGUAUGGCGACAAGCUGCUCGUCGGACUUAACACGGGCUCGUUGCGCAUAUACCGCGUCAACGAAAUUCCUGAGACGGAGACCGGCCCUCACGACGGCGCAACCAACGGUGACGAAGAGGAUGCUCCACGCCCUAAGGUCAGACCGGUGGAUCUUUUGCGAGAAGAGGAGAAGUUCUCCCGGAAACCUAUACAGCAGCUUGCCAUCAUAAAGGAGGUUGGGAUUCUCGUCUCACUUUCGGAUAACUAUGUUUCGAUCCACGAGCUACAGACGUACGCAUUGCAGGAACGCCUCGAGCAGACCAAGGGUGCGGCUACAUUCGCCAUAACAAGUAACAUUGUCAAGGAUCCCACAAGUGGAAUACCGGACAUUGUAUCGAGAUUGGCUGUGGCAGUUAAGAGGCGCAUAAUGAUUUGGUCGUGGCAAGCGAUGGAGCUAUCCCACGAUGUUACAGAGAUUACUAUGAGCGCGGCCGUGAAGUCGCUACACUGGGCAACGGGCACAAAGAUGAUUGUGGGCCUGGACCCCGGAUUUUUCAUGGUUGAUGCAGAGUCUAAGGAGGUGACGGAUAUUAUCAAGCCAAGCUCUGCUGAUGAGGCUGCGGGUCAGACCGGUACUCGAUUUGGUGCCGUGAGCUCUACCGGCAUGUCGUACGUGGGCAUGGGAGGUUGGGUACCUCGGCCUAUGGCCACGAGACUGGGCGAAGGUGAGAUGCUGCUAGCAAAAGACGUGAAUACGCUCUUCAUCGACUUGGACGGCAAAGCUCUGGAUAAACGGCAAGUACCGUGGUCUCAGGCACCUGAGACAAUAGCAUAUUCUUAUCCCUAUCUGUUGGCGCUGCAAUCGCCUUCGAAGGGUGUCUUGGAAGUCCGCAACCCCGACACGUUGUCCCUUUUGCAGUCAGUAAACGUACCCAACGCGAACCUACUGCAUGUUCCACAGCCCAAUAUUAGUCUGGCACAUGCGGGCAAAGGUUUCCUUGUUGCAAGCGACAGAGUCGUCUGGCGAAUGGAAGCACUCGAUUACGAGAGCCAACUUGACGUGCUCACAGAACAGGGACGCUAUGACGAAGCAGUUAGUCUUCUAGGUAUGCUUGAAGAUACGCUACUCAAAGAUAAAACUGGAAGGCUGCGUGAAAUCCAAAUGCUCAAAGCACAGAGCCUUUUUGAAGCACGCAGGUACCACGACGCCCUCGACUUGUUUUCGAAAGCAAAGUCACCUCCGGCGCGGGUCAUUGCCUUAUACCCUCGAUCUAUCGCCGGUGAUUUAUCGAAGAUUCAGGAAGAUGAAGUUGAGGAGGCAGAUGUUGACGAGGAGAAAUCGGACAUGACUAAGUCGACUCCAUCUUCGCCCAAAGUUGUGCCUCAAGGCAGCAUUGGAAGGUCCAUGUUCGGCAGAUUGAUGGCUGAGCAGAAGAAGUCUGACUCGGACACUUCAUCUGUCAAGAACGGGAAAGCCGGCGAUGUCAGCGAGACGAUGAGUGUCAAGGGUAAAGCGAUCGAGACCACGCCAGCAUCAGACAAGGCCCUAGAGGGGAAGGACUUAGACAGAGCUGUGAAUGCGCUCUUUGGAUUUCUGGCACAGUCAAGGGUGGACCUACAGAAGUACCUAAAACCUGACGGUACCCUGCAUCAUGAAUUGCCACCACCCGAGGAGAGACCAAAGAACUAUCGCCCGCCUUUUUUUGAAUACAUCCAAAUCGAAGGUGACGACACAAAGGAUGUCAAUUGGUCGGAGGAGCUCCUCGACGUUGCGAAGUUGGUAGAUACGACACUCUUCAGGGCGUAUAUGUUGAAACAGCCCCGUCUUAUUGGCUCGCUCUUCCGCAUCAAUAAUUUCUGCGACCCCCUGGUUGUGCGGGAUAAGCUGGAUGAGACGGGUCGGUAUGCCGAGCUCAUUGACUUUUUGCACGGCAAGAAGUUGCAUCGCGAGGCGUUGGAGGUUCUGGCACGUUUUGGCAAGAGUGAAGCGGGUGAUACGGACAUUCCCGAAGAACUGAAAGGCCCGCGGAGGACGAUUGGAUACUUGCAACAACUUCCUCCGGAGAUGAUUGACAUAAUUCUGGAGUUCGCUGAGUGGCCGCUCAAGUCGCAGCCAGAAGAAGGUAUGCAGAUUUUUCUGGCUGAUACCGAGAAUGCAGAAACUUUGCCUAGACAUCGCGUAGUGGAGUUUCUGCAAGGUAUUGAUGCAAACCUGGCAGUGCGAUACUUAGAGCACAUCAUCUUUGAGCUCAAUGACCUAACACCGGAUUUUCACCAGCGGCUGAUAGACCUGUACCUUGACCGACUACGGGAGAAGGAUGGCUUUGAUUCCGAGGAGUUGCGUCUAGACUGGCGCACACGACUUGAGAAGAUUCUCAAAUCGAGUUCACAGUAUCAUCGAGGACGAGUCUUCGGUCGGCUACCAGCUGACGACCCAGAUUUCUAUGAAGCUCGGGCGAUCGUCCUUAGCAAGAUGGGAAACCACAAGCAAGCUCUUCAGAUCUACGUAUUCCAGAUCCAGGACUACGACAAGGCCGAAGAGUACUGCAACGAGCAGUAUCUCCUGUCCACAAAGAGUCCGACCCCAAGCACCGGGGGCCCUACGAACCUCACCAUCUCCACAGACAUCAUGGAUGAUGCUGUGGAGCCAAGCAUAUAUCACACCUUGCUGAGCCUGUAUCUCCAGCCUCCUCCACCUCAUAAGCCGAACUGGAUCCCAGCGCUAGAUCUUCUUUCCAAGCACGGAGCUCGCCUGCCCGCAUCUAGCACCCUGGAAAUCAUCCCGUCAACACUUCCUGUAAAGGACCUUGAGUCCUAUUUCCGUGGACGGAUCCGCUCCGCAAACUCGACGCUCAACGAGGAAAGGAUCGUGGCGCGACUGAGGGGUGUGGAGAAGGUCCGAACAGAGGAGAACUUGCUGGAGAAACGAAAUAGAGCCUUCAAGAUCGAUGAGGAGCGUGUUUGUGGAGUGUGCUACAAGAGAUUUGGCGGCAGUGCGAUCAGAGUUUGGCCCGACGGGAGAGUAACUCACUACGGAUGUAUGAGAAACAGUCUUGGCAGUGGAACAAAGAGCGGAAGAGCACCGGUGAGAAGGUUGUUCAGCUAGCAUUUCCUUCGGAACGUUUAAGAGUAUGUUUGCAUAGCCGCGAUACCUCGCUAACGAUCUCGUUGUUCCUUGUUUCAAAACAGCCGAACACGGCCAUCUCCCAACGACAGUAACAAUUUUUUCGAGGCGAAAUGAAGUCAUGUUCUGAGGCGCGUGUACAAAAAUGCUGAGCGUUUUCUCCUAUCACGGUUAAACAUUCUUGAGCCAAUACGGCUACCCUUUGCGUCAAUGAACGUACGUUGAAGUCUCUGCGUCUUUCGAUUUCAGGUUGUAAACGCUAUAUUGAAGCUACGCAGAAUCGAUCUCAGCGAAGCUGCUUGAGGCUCUUCAUAACGUCAGGGUCACUUCAAGAGCGCGGAGACUUAAGACUGGUGGCCUUGGAAGGCUCUGG